Messenger RNA from Numida meleagris (helmeted guineafowl), 3316 nucleotides. RefSeq names its product family with sequence similarity 149 member A (gene FAM149A). The record is from RefSeq and is a predicted model, not a curated record. NCBI's taxonomy places the organism in Eukaryota, Metazoa, Chordata, Aves, Galliformes, Numididae. The coding region runs from base 69 to 2117 and encodes 682 amino acids. The transcript has 14 exons.
GAGGACAGGGCCGGGCCGGGCCGGGCCGGGCUCGCGGGCUGGGGUGUAGGGGCUCCAGCCCCGCUGCCAUGAAGGUGGCGGCGCUGGAGCUGGGUGCCUUCCUGGUCAGGCUGCGCCGCUCCGCCGCGGGGCCCGGCCCGGCCGCCCCCAGCCCCCGCCCAACCUCUGGAGGCGGCUGCACCCCGGUUGCCGGCGGGCAUCCCCCGCGCCCGCUGUCCGCCGCCACGGAGAAGGAGGCCGGGAGUCGGGCGGGCGGCAAGACGCUGCUCAUCACCCUGCCCGACAUCGGCGAGGAGGUGGUGGCAGAGAGCGAUGCCGAGGAGGCAACGCGCAGCCCGCGGAGCACUAGGAAGGGACUAUCCAGAGGUUCUACAAAUCGGUGUAAUUCAGGAAAAAGUGGAGAAUCUCUUCCAACAGUUUUUGAGAGAAAUGUGCAAGAAGCCAUCAAUAACUACAGUUGUGAAAUGCUUUCAUCAAUUUCAUCUAGUGGACAUGCAACACCCACAGACCUAAAUAAUUCUUGGUCUGGAAUAAAAAGCUGUACUACUGGUUUGUCUACUGAAAGAAGUUCCGUUUACUCCUGGAGGGAUGAUGAAUUUGAUAAAGCCAACACACAGAGAGUGCAUCAGCUAUUCUGGGAUAUUGAUGAAAUGCUGUUUGAAGGAAAAAUGACCUCCCAAACUCAGAGCCUGCAGGCAGAAUGCGCAGACUGGGUUGAGCGAUCUCUUCAUCUAAGAGUUCUAGGAAAGCAGCUCCUGUCAUCAAAGGAUGAAGGCUUUCAGCACUUUGAAUGCAGAAGUGAUAGCUCUGUGGAUACUAAGUGUUUACCUGAUCUUCAUGAAUGUACUCAUAACAUAAAAGAACUCUGCAUUUCCGGUUCUAAGCUGAUUCCUAAAGCAUCUCCAGUACAGAAAUCACCAAAUUCAGGUUCCGCUAUGACUCAUGGCUCUGAGUCAUGUGCAUAUUCAUUCCUGGAAGAAGAAAUCUAUGAUGCAGAUGGAAGAAUGGAAGAAUAUCUUGCCUUUGACAUCAAGGAGCUUGAUGACGAGUGUUUGGAGCAAAAGAAAAUACAUCUUGCUGAGAAGAGGAGUAAGCAUGGCAUUCCUCCUGUUUCUCCCACUGCUUGUAUCAAAGAUGCUGUGGCUUCUGAAAUAUUUGAUCAUAUAUGGAGUAAUGUAGUUGGAAUAUUGGAGGAACUGAUUAAAAAACAUUUGGAGAUGAAUGUUACAGAGAGUGCCAAGCAGGCAGAGAAGCUGAAAGCUGUUACAGGUAAACUGCCACACUUGCCAGCCGUUCGUGUUGCCGCAGAUGUCGGGAGUGUCCUCCUUUCCAGAGGCUCUGAAGCACGAAGUGUGUCUUUUGGAUCUCAUUUAGCUUCAUCACAGGCUCACCAUUUCUCCAGCAGCUUCUGUAGUGACUUGAAUGGAGUGAUGACAAUUCAAGCAAAACCACUCCAACAGAGGCACUUUGCCACAGUACAAAAAAUACAGAAUGAGCAAGAAGACAAACCACAUAGCAUUAGCUCCAGUGCUGCAAAUUCAGUACACACUAGUUUGGGGAGAAUUGCUGAUAACCAUGUUCUCUCAUCAUCUCGAGUACUGCUGGCAUCUGCUAGGAGGCUACCAAGCCAUCGUAGGUUGCCUUCUCUCACUUCUGACCAACUCUCCUCAAAAGCUCCUAAUAUAUACAAUGAUGAAAUCCUUAGGGGGACUAAAUUGGGUGCCAGCAUGGAUCGUUUAUCUUCUGGUUGUGCACAUACAGCCCAAAAGAAGUUACCACCAAUAAACUCAGAGGCUGUUAAGCAGUAUCCUUCAGUCCCUCGAUUGCAACAGAGCUCUCAUCGAGGACGAUAUGCUCAGAGCAGAGUGUCCAGUGCAGUACCUGGCAGUACCGGGCAACGGCCUCUCAGAGAACGAACUGUUACUAAUCGAUUUUCAAGGCCCAAUACGACUCAUACGUUCAGGACGGACAUGCCUCAGAAAAGAUCACUAACUCCCAUGGAUUUUUCUAACCAUAGAAGGACAAGUCAAGGAUUUUUAAUAGGCUCACAGCAUUACUACAAAUCCUUUCAUAGAAAUCCUCUAACCUCACGGAGGAGAUUUCAGAUUGCUUCUUAAUGCAGUCUAGAAAGAAAGAGAAGCCCUCUGCACUGAAUGGAAGCACUCAAUUUGCCAGCUAGUAUCUUGUUUGACAAAGAACAUAUGCAGCAUGCUGGUUUCUGCUGAACCCUGUGAUCCUCCAGAAUACCUGUAUUACCUUGUUUUAAAGUUGUCUAAACCAGAGGUUAGAUUAAAAAUUAGAGCAAUAUAGAAUGAAUGGUUGAGAUCCUGGAAUUUCAGGUGUCUGCGCUCUUUGCAGAAUCAAGAUGCUGCUAUACUUUCUUCUCAGGCAUUCUUCCUCUUUCUGUCUUUCCUUAUGGAAUUGUUAUUCUGCUUGUAGAAGUAAAUAAGUUACGUUUAUGCUGUAAAGUCCCGUUCCAACUUUUUCUUUUUUUUCUCAGUGUUAAAGAUGUUCUGGUCUACCUGGAAAUCAGUUCUAUAUGGAACUUAUAAACAUGAAUUAGCUGCAUCUCCUAUUAAACUCCUGUUCCAACAUUUCUGCAUUUUCAUUGUGUCUGCUUUUUGCAGUUGCUCUAUUGUAAAUAUUUCCUCUCCUUAAUUUUUCUUCUUCCUUGAGUUCUUUUGGUAUGAAAUUAUUUCACUGCUUCUUAAGCUGUUCAAUGCAUAAUUUUCUGUAGAACUGCCGGGACAAACUAUGUUUAUAGGAAGCAGUGUUCUGUCAGGCCAAAUGUAUUUGUAGAUCCUGAAUAAUUGGACCUGCAUGCUGACUUGUGAGUAAGACAAUUCUUGAGAUUUCUUAUAAAAUAUUGGCUGUUAUUGUACAAAUUAGACCUGUUUUUGGUAUGCUGCCCAAAUGGGAAGAGGAGACUGGGAUUAUUUUCUGCCCAAAGAUCACAGUCCUUACCAUGUCCCUGGGUAUUAAUACUGUGUGUGCAGUCAGUGAUUCCCUCAUCCAUCAGAGCCAGAAAUUUAAGUAGAUGAGGUAGAGCCAUUGAAAACAAGGAAGAGAAAAGCUUAGUUGUAUGUCUGAAUAAUAUUUAAUAAUAGAAUCAGUUUCUUGCCCUUGGAAACUAAUGCCAGUUCUCAUCACUUCUUUCUUUAUAAAAGUUCAAGGCUUGGUAAUCCAAGACAAAGCGUUUGUAAUAUAUAUAUGUAUAUAUAUAUAGUAUCUGUACUGUUAAUGAGAUCUUUGGUUUGUAUAAAAUUUCAUCAAAUGCUGCAUUCUUUUGAGUAAAUGAAAGCAUUUUUAAGCUACA